GACACCGACGCCCGCGCCCAUUUCCCUGCCCCGCGCCCGCAGCUUCCGUCCCAUCCACCACCGCCCACUCCCUCGCCCCGCUCCUUCCGCCGCUUCGUCGUCGACUGCGGCCGUGAGUGGCCAACGCGCACGCGCACGCGCACGCAGCUCGAUCUCCGGCUCUUGCUCGAGCGUUGCAUUCCGCUCGAUCACACGUAGUACGUAGCUCUGUUGAUUUUUGCUCCGUUCGUCUCGGCAGGAGCAGAGGAGGAAAAGCGAGCGAUCCGUGGGAGGGACGGGGGGACUAGGGAGCAGCGUACGGACAGGGGCAGUAGCGCGGGGAUCAGGCCUGCGUUGGAGUGGUUGAGAUUCGUGCUAUGGGCGGAUUCUCUGCGGCUACAGCGGCGGAGCGGUGCGCCGUCGGGAUCCACGCGUCCCCGUCCUCGCCGGCGCCGCGCCCGCGGUCGCAGCGGCCGCUGCCCGCCCGCCGCGCCGCCGCCUCCCUCGCGGUCUCCCGCCGCAGCCUCCUCGUGCCCCGCGCCGUCGCCGCGCCCACAGACCGCGCCUCCCCGGAAGUUGUCGGAAGGUUCAAGCUGGAGUCCAACUCCGAGCUCCAGGUGACUUUGAACCCAGCGCCGCAGGGUGCGGUCGCCGAGAUCAAUCUCCAGGCGACCAACACCAGCGGCUCCCUGGUUCUGCAUUGGGGCGCCCUCCGCUCGGACAGGAGAGAAUGGCUCCUCCCGUCCCGAAGACCGGAUGGAACGACAGUGUACAAGAACAAGGCCCUCAGGUCACCUUUUGUAAAGUCAGGUGACAAUUCCAUGCUGAGAAUUGAGAUAGAUGAUCCCGCAGUUCAAGCCAUCGAGUUCCUUGUGUUCGACGAGGCACGGAAUAAAUGGUUUAAAAACAAUGGCCAGAAUUUCCUAAUCCAACUCCAGACAAGCCGUAAUGAGGGGCAAGAUGCACCUGGUGCUACUGCUUCUGCUAUUGUGGUGCCAGAGGAUCUUGUGCAGAUCCAAUCGUACCUUCGUUGGGAAAGGAAUGGAAAGCGGUCUUAUACAGCUGACCAAGAGAAGGGGGAGUAUGAAGCAGCACGAGCAGAGUUAAUAGAGGAAUUAAACAGAGGUGUUCCACUGAAGAAGCUGCGAGCUAGAUUAACAAAAACACCCGAGUCGAGUGGAAGUGAUGCUCCUGCAUCUCAAACUACCAUAACCAGUGUCCCAGAGGAACUUGUACAAGUCCAGGCUUACCUAAGAUGGGAGAAAGCUGGCAAGCCAAAUUAUUCCCCAGAGAAGCAACUGGUUGAGUUUGAGGAAGCAAGAAAGGAACUGCAGGCUGAGUUGGAUAAUGGAGCCUCAGUUGAUCAAUUAAGGAAGAAAAUUGUGAAAGGAAACCUUGAAAAGAAAGUUUCCAAGCAACUGGAGAAGAAGAAGUACUUCUCAGUAGAAAGGAUUCAGCGCAGAAACAGAGAUAUCACGCAACUUCUUAAUAAACAUAAGCCUGUGGUUACAGAACAGCAAGUAAAAGCUGCACCCAAACAGCCAACUGUUUUUGAUCUCUUCACAAAGUCCUUGCAGGAGGGGGAUAACUGUGACGUCCUAAGCAGGAAGCUUUUCAAGAUCGGUGAUGAGGAGAUACUGGCAAUUGCCACAAAUGCUCUAGGUAAAACCAGAGUUCACUUGGCAACAAACCGUAUGGAGCCACUUAUUCUUCACUGGGCACUGGCAAAAAAGCCCGGAGAAUGGGAGGCACCUCCUUCUAGCAUAGUGCCUUCUGGCUCAACAGUUCUCGACAAGGCAUGUGAAACUUCAUUCGGUGAGUCUGAAUUGGAUGGUGUGCAAUACCAGGUUGUUGAGAUAGAGCUUGAUGACGGCAGAUACAAGGGGAUGCCCUUUGUUCUCCGGCGUGGUGAAACAUGGAUAAAGAACAACGACUCCGACUUCUAUUUGGAUUUCAACACCAAAGUUACUAAGAAAUCAAAGGAUACGGGUGAUGCCGGUAAAGGCACCGCAAAGGAUUUCCUGGAAAGAAUAGCAGAUCUGGAGGAAGAUGCCCAGCGAUCUUUUAUGCACAGAUUCAAUAUUGCGGCGGAUCUAGUUGACCAAGCCAGAGAUGCUGGACUAUUGGGUAUCGUUGGACUUUUUGUUUGGAUUAGAUUCAUGUCUACCAGGCAACUAAUAUGGAACAAGAACUACAAUGUGAAACCACGUGAGAUAAGCCAAGCACAAGACAGGUUUACAGAUGACCUCGAGAAUAUGUACAAAAGUUACCCACAGUACAGAGAGAUCUUAAGAAUGUUAUUGUCUGCUGUUGGUCGUGGAGGUGAAGGUGAUGUUGGUCAGCGUAUCCGUGAUGAGAUAUUAGUAAUCCAGAGAAAUAAUGACUGCAAAGGUGGAAUUAUGGAAGAAUGGCACCAGAAACUGCACAACAAUACAAGCCCAGAUGAUGUAGUCAUAUGCCAGGCGAUAAUUGAUUAUAUCAAGAGCGAUUUCGAUAUCAACGUUUACUGGGACACCUUGAACAAAAAUGGCAUAACCAAAGAACGACUGUUGAGCUAUGAUCGUGCAAUUCAUUCAGAACCAAAAUUCAGGAGUGACCAGAAAGAGGGGUUACUCCGUGAUUUGGGCAACUAUAUGAGAAGCCUGAAGGCUGUGCACUCUGGUGCUGAUCUUGAGUCUGCUAUUGCGACAUGUAUGGGAUACAAAUCAGAGGGUGAAGGUUUCAUGGUUGGUGUUCAAAUCAACCCGGUGAAUGGUUUAUCAUCUGGUUUUCCUGAUUUGCUUCAAUUUGUGCUUGACCAUGUUGAGGAUAAGUCAGCAGAGCCACUUCUUGAGGGGUUAUCGGAGGCUCGUGUUGAACUACGCCCUUUGCUCACUGGCUCAUCUGAACGCUUGAAGGAUCUUAUCUUUUUGGACAUUGCUCUUGAUUCUACUUUCAGGACAGCAGUUGAAAGGUCGUAUGAGGAGCUGAAUGAUGCAGCACCGGAGAAAAUUAUGUACUUCAUCAGUCUUGUUCUUGAAAAUCUUGCCUUGUCCACUGACGACAACGAAGACAUCUUAUAUUGCUUAAAGGGAUGGAAUCGAGCCAUGGACAUGGUUAAGCAAAAGGAUGACCAAUGGGCCCUCUACGCUAAAGCAUUUCUUGACAGAACCAGACUUGCCCUUGCGAGCAAGGGCGAACAAUACUACAAUAUGAUGCAGCCCUCGGCUGAAUAUCUUGGCUCAUUACUCAACGUUGAGGAAUGGGCAGUUGACAUCUUCACAGAAGAAGUAAUUCGUGGUGGAUCAGCUGCCACUUUAUCUGCUCUUCUGAACCGAUUUGACCCUGUUCUCAGAAAUGUCGCACACCUUGGAAGUUGGCAGGUUAUUAGCCCAGUUGAAGUAACAGGUUAUAUUGUAGUGGUUGAUAAGUUGCUUUCUGUUCAAAACAAAACUUAUGAUAAACCAACAAUCCUUGUGGCAAAGAGUGUCAAGGGAGAGGAAGAAAUACCAGAUGGUGUUGUUGGCGUGAUAACACCUGAUAUGCCAGAUGUUCUGUCUCAUGUGUCAGUUCGAGCAAGGAAUUGCAAGGUGUUGUUUGCGACAUGCUUUGACCCGAACACCCUGUCUGAACUUCAAGGACAUGAAGGGAAGGUGUUUUCCUUCAAAACUACUUCUGCAGAUGUCACCUACAGGGAGGUAUCGGACAGUGAACUUAUGCAGUCAAGUUCUUCAGAUACACAAGGUGGUGAAGCAAUACCAUCUUUAUCAUUAGUCAAGAAAAAGUUCCUUGGAAAAUAUGCAAUAUCAGCGGAAGAGUUCUCUGAUGAAAUGGUUGGAGCAAAGUCCCGCAACAUAGCAUACCUGAAAGGAAAAGUACCUUCAUGGGUUGGUAUCCCAACAUCAGUUGCGAUACCAUUUGGGACCUUUGAGAAGAUAUUGUCUGAUGAGACCAAUAAGGAAGUAGCACAAAACAUACAGAUGCUGAAGGGCAGACUUGCUCAAGAAGAUUUUAGUGCUCUAGGAGAAAUCCGGAAAACUGUUCUUAAUCUAACUGCUCCAACUCAACUGGUUAAGGAGCUGAAGGAGAAGAUGCUAAGCUCCGGAAUGCCCUGGCCUGGAGAUGAAAGUGACCACCGUUGGGAGCAAGCAUGGAUGGCAAUUAAAAAGGUUUGGGCAUCAAAAUGGAAUGAAAGAGCAUAUUUUAGCACCCGCAAGGUGAAGCUCGAUCAUGAGUACCUUUCCAUGGCUGUUCUUGUACAAGAAAUUGUCAACGCAGACUAUGCCUUUGUUAUUCAUACUACGAACCCGUCAUCUGGAGAUUCUUCUGAGAUAUAUGCUGAAGUGGUGAAAGGACUUGGAGAAACACUUGUGGGAGCUUAUCCUGGCCGUGCCAUGAGCUUCGUGUGUAAGAAAGAUGACCUCGACUCUCCCAAGGUACUCGGUUACCCUAGCAAGCCAAUUGGUCUCUUCAUAAAGCGGUCAAUCAUCUUCCGUUCAGACUCUAAUGGUGAGGAUCUGGAAGGUUACGCUGGAGCAGGGCUGUAUGAUAGUGUCCCUAUGGAUGUGGAAGAUGAAGUUGUACUCGACUACACGACCGACCCUCUCAUCACUGACUCUGGAUUCCGGAGCUCAAUCCUCUCAAGCAUUGCACGGGCUGGCCACGCCAUCGAGGAGCUCUAUGGGUCACCGCAGGAUAUUGAGGGAGUAGUGAAGGAUGGGAAGAUCUACGUAGUCCAGACAAGACCACAGAUGUAAUAUGUAUGUAUAGGCGGCUCAAGUUGUAGAGUAGUACUCCCUCCGUCCCAUAAUGUAAGACGUUUUUUCACACUAGUGGUGUCAAAAAACGUCUUACAUUAUGGGACGGAGGGAGUAGGAUAUAUGGUCCUUGCUGGCAUGUAUAGUUGUACUCAUAGGUGCACAACACAUCUACGUUGUUAUUUAUUUGCAUAUACGCUCAGAAUAAGCUUUGAUCACAUACUGUAUUUCCUAGAGUACCAGAACAUGUAUGUACGAUCAGGAAUAUGACCUUAUUAAAACCAUCGAGGGGAAAUGUUUUGAGCAAUCUAUA
Triticum dicoccoides is the source of this 5028-nucleotide messenger RNA. Its product is annotated as alpha-glucan water dikinase, chloroplastic-like. Gene Ontology annotation, molecular function: ATP binding; kinase activity. The transcript has 32 exons. The record is from RefSeq and is a predicted model, not a curated record. Gene Ontology annotation, biological process: phosphorylation. Bases 357 to 4715 code for a protein of 1452 amino acids. Lineage: Eukaryota; Viridiplantae; Streptophyta; Magnoliopsida; Poales; Poaceae.